AUGCACUUGUCGGUUCAUUAUUGCAUCAUUUUGCAGGAACUGAUGGAGAAAUGCAAGAAAGGACUGGAGAAAGCGCGAGAAAAGCCGAACCAGGAGAAGCAGAUGAAGAUAAAGUUAGCUGAGAGCAGGAGGAACAUCGCAAGACAGCCAUCUGAAGUUGAAGUCCUCAAGAAUCAACUUGUUCAACUUACGCAAGAAGUGACGCAGUUGCGUCUACGAUCGUCUGAAGUUGAAGUCCUCAAGAAUCAACUUGUUCAACUUACACAGGAAAUGACGCAGUUGCGUCUGCAGAACAGUUGGAGAAGAAGUUGGAUAAGGCCGAAAGGGCGUUGGCUUUCAGCUCGCCCAGGAAGAGGAAGAAGAUAGACGAGCUAGGCGUGAAACAGAAGGCUGAAAGAAUCGCCAGAUUGGAAAAACAUAUUGGAGAAAGCAUGGAGAUACGGCCGAAGACCCCUGAAAAUGACGUCGAGGUGGCCCUCUUCAUAAAAAAUGCCUACCGGUUGACGGAAUUUCAGUACAAGGGGCUACAGAAGUUCGCGGUCAACUGGUCUCCCCUUCACCACGUCAAACAACGGGAGAAGGAUCUCAUAGAGGCAGCUGGUGGGUUGGACACCACGGAAGCUUCGGUGGGAUGGACCAAUCCGGCAAUGGCAUUUGGACUGUAUGUUCAACGUCUGGUGGAAACGGCCUGGUCUACCAGGAUGCCUGACGCUGUGGAUGUCGUGAUCGUGGCCGAUGGUGGAGGAGAUGGAGCCGCGAACAUGGUCAAAAUGGGUCUGUUCAUACCCACUGGAGUCCCAGCUCCUCAGAGCCCCUUCAAUGUGCUUCUGCUGAGCGCGUACACGGGUAAGGAAAGUCGGGAGAACUUGAUCACAUUCUGUGAGAAAGGCCUCGACUUCCUGAACCGUUUGUGCAAGGACAAGAAGUUUGCGGUUGCCGGCCGCCGAAAUGCAUGCCGGGUCUUGCUUUGCAGUGAUUUGAAGGUGGUACCUCUCAUCCUGGGUAUAAAGGCGGCUGGAGCAACCCAAUUCUGUCUCAACUGUACCGUGGAGCGUGCAGAGCACAAGAGGGCGAUGACGACGGACGCUGGGAAGAGGACUUACAGAGAUCCUCUGGUAAGUCUUCUGCAGGAAGAUGUAGUGUGUCCCCCACUACAUUGCCUCCAGGGGUUGACAAACUCAUUGGCAGAGGAGAUGAAGAAGGACAACCCGGAUGAAUGGAAGGCCGUGUGCGAUGACCUGAACAUUGCACUCUCCCAUCUAUCCAAAUUGAUGCUGAACGGCAGAGAUGGGAGAAGACUGGUCAAGAGCUUAGCUGAAAAUGGCAACCCACAAUUUGCCAUAUUCAGCGACGUUUUUUCAUCUUUGGACAGGAUUUAUGAAUGGGCAACAAUUGAUGUCCAUGGUCAAGAUAACUUCACGAAGGCUGGCAUUGAACGGGACAUUCUUCUGCUGUCAAACGCGUGGAGACACAGUGGACUUCGUGCGAUAAACAAGUUGCACCUCCUUGAAGCCCACGUUGCCGACUUCGUCACAUUACAUGGUUCGUGGGGGCUAUACGGAGAACAAGGCCUGGAAAGCUUGCACCACAUUGGCAACGUCGCGUCAGCUCGAUGUUUCGGAAAGAAUUCCGAAGUCAAGGCCAAGUUCUUCAAAUCCCAAUUUUUUCGAUGCUUUCGCGCCGUUAUCACACAUAAAUUGUUUUUUAUUCGAAUUUUGGAAUCAUUGUUCCUUUUUAUUUGUAGAGGUUUCAGCGUAUAAAACGUCAAAAACAUUUUCGCGCGAAUUUCUCUAUUUCCACUUUUUCCGUGGCGUGCGGAGGAGCAUGAAAGGGUCGACCGUCCACCGAGCUUGAGAGUCCAAUUGAAUGAAUGUGAGCCACCGUUCAGAGCGAAGUCGAGCGGUCGGAACGGAUUGCCACGCAAAGCGGUUGGUCAUGGAGAACUCGGGGUAUCGGUCGGGACCAGCUUGACUUGACGAACCAUCGGGGUGCCGAUGGUCCUAAUGUCUCUCAUCUACGUAUAAAUUAA
Molecule: messenger RNA, 2029 nt
Organism: Bursaphelenchus xylophilus (pine wood nematode)
Lineage: Eukaryota; Metazoa; Nematoda; Chromadorea; Rhabditida; Aphelenchoididae
Source: the annotation of a GenBank genome assembly